This is a messenger RNA of Otolemur garnettii (small-eared galago), 1045 nucleotides long. RefSeq names its product RAS like estrogen regulated growth inhibitor (gene RERG). The coding region runs from base 338 to 937 and encodes 199 amino acids. NCBI's taxonomy places the organism in Eukaryota, Metazoa, Chordata, Mammalia, Primates, Galagidae. The transcript is spliced from 5 exons. The record is from RefSeq and is a predicted model, not a curated record. Gene Ontology annotation, molecular function: GTP binding; GTPase activity.
GCAGUCCCUCGGCCGCUAGUCGGAGCGAGCACCCGGGAGGAGACCCCCGCCGGGCCACCGACACUCGCUGCUCCUGCGGCUCCCUCCCACGAUCGCAGCCCAGCCGCUCGGAAAGGCAGCCCGCAGUCUGGGCUGCGCAACGUGGGAGGGCUUCCCGAUCUCCGGGGACAGAUUCCGAACUUGCAGGGGACCGCGGCAGACCCGGCCUGGAGAGUGUGAACAGGAUUGUGGAGUCUUCCAAGAUUUAUAAUGAUAUGGUGAACCCAAAGGCCGGAACCAAAAAGAUUUGUUCAGUGUUUUAGUAUUAACAAAAGUAAAUCGUCUACCAACACCCAUCAUGGCUAAAAGUGCAGAGGUCAAGCUGGCAAUAUUUGGGAGCGCAGGCGUGGGCAAGUCAGCUCUUGUAGUGAGAUUUCUGACCAAACGGUUCAUCUGGGAAUAUGAUCCCACCCUCGAAUCAACCUAUCGACACCAAGCAACCAUCGACGAUGAAGCUGUUUCCAUGGAGAUACUAGAUACUGCUGGUCAGGAAGACACCAUUCAGAGGGAAGGCCACAUGCGGUGGGGGGAAGGUUUUGUGCUGGUCUAUGACAUUACCGACAGAGGGAGUUUCGAGGAAGUGCUUCCACUUAAAAACGUCCUAGAUGAGAUCAAAAAGCCGAAAAAUGUGACUCUAAUCUUGGUUGGAAACAAAGCUGACUUGGACCACUCCAGGCAGGUUAGUACGGAGGAAGGGGAGAAGCUGGCCACAGAAUUGGCUUGUGCCUUCUACGAAUGUUCUGCCUGCACAGGAGAAGGGAACAUCACAGAGAUAUUCUACGAGUUGUGUCGAGAGGUGCGGCGGAGGCGGAUGGUGCAGGGCAAGACCAGGCGACGCAGCUCCACCACCCACGUCAAGCAAGCCAUUAACAAGAUGCUCACCAAGAUCAGUAGUUAGGCAGCUUGGUUUCUGCGCAGGCCCCUCUCAGAUGGGCCAGGAAAUUGGAAACACUUCCUUGCCCUUUUUUUUCUCUCUCUCUCUCUGUCAAAAAUAAAAUAAAAUAUU